Messenger RNA from Ctenopharyngodon idella (grass carp), 2392 nucleotides. It is a transcript of the gene nox1, whose product is annotated as NADPH oxidase 1. The transcript is spliced from 13 exons. Lineage: Eukaryota; Metazoa; Chordata; Actinopteri; Cypriniformes; Xenocyprididae. The coding region runs from base 92 to 1786 and encodes 564 amino acids. Gene Ontology annotation, biological process: superoxide anion generation; defense response. Gene Ontology annotation, cellular component: NADPH oxidase complex; plasma membrane. Gene Ontology annotation, molecular function: superoxide-generating NAD(P)H oxidase activity. The record is from RefSeq and is a predicted model, not a curated record.
GACAGUAGAGGGUGGAGUCAUGAACAGGUGAGUAAAAUAGCGCUCAUCUGCGAGAAGUGUUCAUUCAUGUAUGCAGUGCUAGAGAGUAAAGAUGAGCAACUGGAUAAUCAAUCACGGGCCGAGUGCCUUCAUCGUGGUGGUGUGGAUGGGCAUCAACAUCUUUCUGUUUGUCCACUUCUACUUAUUCUAUGAUCGGGGACCACAAUUUGAUUACACUCGUGAACUUUUAGGGUCUGCAUUGCCCUGGGCCAGAGCUCCAGCUGCUGUACUCAACUUCAACUGCAUGCUGAUUCUUCUGCCAGUAUGCCGCAACCUGCUGUCUCUUCUCCGCGGCUCUUUCAUGUGCUGUGGACGAACAAUAAGGAAACAGCUGGACAAAAAUCUGACUUUCCACAAAUUGGUUGCUUACAUGAUUGCUUUAAUGACAGCGGUUCACACUAUCGCUCAUUUGCUUAAUGUGGAAUGGUACAGCAACAGCUUAGAAGGACGAUAUGGGCCUCUCGCCGGUAAUCUGUCUAUGCUUGACGACUCCACUGAAUUAAAUACUACUUACCUUAAUCCUGUUCGCUCCAGUUCUACGACUCCAACGAUUUUUGUGUUCACCACUAUCGCGGGUCUCACAGGUGUCGUCAUAACUCUUGCCCUCAUCCUCAUGAUCACUUCCUCUAUGGAAGUCAUUCGCAGAAGCUACUUUGAGGUCUUUUGGUACACGCAUCACCUCUUCAUCAUUUUCUUUGCUGGCUUGGUUUUCCACGGUGCAGGACGCAUUGUGCGAAGUCAGCAAGUGACCGAUCCGCCUCACAAUACUUCCUUCUGCGAUGAGCAGCCAGAGAACUGGGGGAAAAUUCCUGAAUGUCCAAUUCCGCAGUUUGCCGGAGGAUUUCCUCAGACCUGGAUGUGGGUGAUUGGGCCGAUGAUAAUUUACCUUUGUGAGCGGCUGCUGCGUUUCAUUCGCUACAUGCAGCCUGUCAGUUAUAGAAAGAUUGUAAUCCGCCCAUCUAAAGUGUUGGAACUACAGCUGGUUAAGCCUGGAUUCAAGAUGGAAGUUGGCCAGUAUGUGUUCCUCAAUUGUCCAGCCAUCUCUCAGCUGGAGUGGCACCCGUUCACCAUGACAUCAGCCCCGGAGGAAGACUUCUUUAGUGUGCACAUCCGCUUAGUUGGAGACUGGACUGAAAAGCUCAUCAGUAUGGUUGAAAACCUACCAGAGGGUGGGCAAGGACCUAAGAUGGGUGUGGAUGGCCCGUUUGGAACUGCGAGCGAGGAUGUAUUUGAUUACGAGGUCAGCAUGCUGGUGGGUUGUGGGAUUGGAGUGACCCCAUUUGCCUCUAUCCUGAAGUCCAUUUGGUACAAGUUUAAAGACUCCGACCCUAAACUACGAACAAAGAGGAUUUACUUCUACUGGCUGUGUAGGGAGACAUAUGCCUUCGAGUGGUUUGCAGAUCUCCUACAGGUCCUUGAGAGAGAAAUGGAAGAACGAGGAUUGAGGGACUUCCUCACAUAUAAGCUCUACCUCACUGGAUGGGACCAGAGUCAUGCAGACCAUGCAAUGGUGCAUUUUGAUAAAGAUACAGAUAUCAUCACUGGUCUAAAGCAGAAGACUCAUUAUGGCCGACCGAACUGGGAUAAAGAAUUUGAGCAAGUUCGGCAAGAAAACCCAUCAUCUGUGGUUGGAACUUUCUUGUGUGGCCCACAAGCCUUAGCGAAGGACUUGGAGAAGAAAUGUGUUAAGUACUCAGACGUGGAUCCACGGAGAACCAAGUUUUACUUUAACAAAGAGAACUUCUGAGGAAAUAUUUUGCAGGAAACUUAAUUCUCUUGAAGGACUUGUGCACUUGAGAUUGUGUUCUUCAGCAGUAUCAUGAUUUGUCAUACCUCAAAUCUUUCCAUCCGAAUGAUUCUGCAUUACUGUGAGACUACGUGAAAAAUUAUAACCUUCCUCCUGGAAAGUGCGCAACUUGCUGGAAGUGACUAAUUCCGUGUCUGAGUCAAAAGUCCACGCAUUGUAUUUCUUUUUUUCAAGGUUUGGCUUUAAGUUCCUGGUUAGAAAUGAAUCACCAAGAAUCAGGGAAAUAAGAACUCCAUCAGAAUGUAUUGUCUUUAUAAAUGCCUCCUUGUGUAAAUAAGUGAACUCUAAAAUUAGCAUGGCAAGAAGUUACUGAAAAGCACUGAGCAUUUUAGCUCCUUGUGAAAGUGAAAAAGGAAAACUGCUUUUUUUUUUUAAAAGCAUACAUUAUUUGAUCUAACAUGUCACAUAUGGUUAGUCACUGAUUGUGUAACCUUUUAAAAAAAAUAAUCAAAACAACUAUCAUAGAAGUUGUUAAUACUGUACGUUAUACAUGUUUUUUCUAAAUUGUUUUUAUAAAUAAAAUAACAAUAUCCAGUUAUUUCAAAA